Messenger RNA from Tetrahymena thermophila SB210, 429 nucleotides. RefSeq lists its product as hypothetical. Lineage: Eukaryota; Ciliophora; Oligohymenophorea; Hymenostomatida; Tetrahymenidae. The transcript has a single exon. The record is from RefSeq and is a predicted model, not a curated record.
UAAGAUAGAGUGAUUGAUAGAGUCAAAUCAAAUAAAUAAUUGAAAGUACUCUUAAACAAAAAGUAUCAUCUAUACUGCAUUAUGGGAAAUUAAUUUUGUGUUUAAUUGUAGCAUAAUAGUAACAUAAAAACAAUUAAAACAAAAAGAAGUGGCAGUAGCAGAAUUAAAAAGUAAAAGUUGCAAAUAGAGUAGUAUCAAAAUAGAUUAUUUGAAGAGUCUUAAUCUUACAUUCCUAUGACAUCAAUUAUAGUCGAUAAUGAAGGUCAUGAAGUUAUAUAAUAAGAAUGUUGUUUAGGUGAGAGCAAAAUGAAUACUGAAUGCGAGCAAAGUAUGUUUGAACCAUUAGAACAAAUUUAAAAAUAAAAUAUAGAGUGUAAAAUAAUAUAACCACCUAAAUCAGAGUAUCAAAUCGAAUAGUACAUUUUAUGA